UGGGCGAAACCGUUCGCGCGUUAUUGACAAAAUAAUAUUAGCACCGGCCAGGUUAGGUCAAGUCGUUUUCUGCCAAAAGGGCUCGUAAAUUUUGUUAUACAUCGCGCGUGUGCUUGACCGCGACUAGACGACGACAAGAGAGAUAAUAUUCAAAAUACGCGCGCGUUUAUCUAAAAAAACUAAAAUAUUACAUAAUAUUUUGUGCGGCCGUGCUUACCAUUUAGCGUUGGAAGUGUUGGAACACCGAUUUCCCGUAACAUAUAAAAUGGCCGACAGCGUACCCGUGUCGGAUGUCGUUUGUGUCGACGACAUGGGCAAGGCCAGAGUCAUGGAACCCGUGUUGGCGGACAAGGUGGCCGAUUUGAGGGACCGAUGCGCGGAAUUCACGAGCGAUAUAGAGCUGUACCGCGAGUCGGUGGACACCUUCAUCGGCGUCAUGGACCAUCUGGCCAAACAAGUGGAGCGGGAAAAGCGGGAAGCGAUCGUCGUGUCGAACAAGCUGGCGUCGUUGCCCAACAAGGCUGAAGAAGAAAUCGCCAAGUUACAAUCGCAAAUCGAACAAAAAACCACGGAACUCGAACGCUACAAGAUCGAGCACAGGUCGCUGCAAAAAAUCGAAUCCGAUCAAACGGAUUUAAUAAAUCGAUUAUCGUUUCAGAACUAAACGGUUUUCGAUUACGUUUCACAUAGCAUAUUAUAUGAGUCUUAUUAGAUUCAUUUAUAAUCAAUGGUAAUUAAUAAUAUAAUGUCAUAAUAAUGAAUAAUGAUA
This is a messenger RNA of Diuraphis noxia (Russian wheat aphid), 769 nucleotides long. It is a transcript of the gene IFT20, whose product is annotated as intraflagellar transport 20. Gene Ontology annotation, biological process: protein localization to cilium; cilium assembly. Gene Ontology annotation, cellular component: cytoplasm; ciliary base; ciliary basal body. The record is from RefSeq and is a predicted model, not a curated record. NCBI's taxonomy places the organism in Eukaryota, Metazoa, Arthropoda, Insecta, Hemiptera, Aphididae.